CAGCUUUUCCAUUCACAGGUGAAACAUGGAUAUUCCAAGAGAGUGUGGUGUAUGCUAGUUGGGAAAACUUUGUAUUAUUUCCGCAGCCAAGAAGACAAGUUUCCUUUGGGCCAGAUAAAACUUUGGGAGGCUAAAGUUGAAGAAGUUGACCGGUCCUGUGAUUCAGAUGAAGAUUAUGAAGCCAGUGGUCGUAGUUUAUUAUCAACACAUUAUACUAUUGUCACCCAUCCUAAAGAACAAGGCCCCACUUAUCUGCUUAUAGGAUCCAAGCACGAGAAGGAUACUUGGCUCUAUCACCUGACAGUUGCUGCUGGGAGCACAAAUAUAAAUGUUGGGACAGAGUUUGAGCAGCUUGUCUGCAAACUGUUAAACAUUGAAGGGGACUCUACUUCUCAAAUCUGGAGACAUCCAACUCUCUGUCACAGCAAAGAUGGGAUUACUUCUCCUCUUACAACUCUCCCCUCAGAGGCCUUGCAAACAGAAGCUAUAAAAUUAUUUAAGGUUGUUGGGUUUGAUGCUUCUACCACAGUGGAAGAAUUUCUGAAUACACUUAAUCAGGAUACAGGAAUGAGGAAACCAGCAGAAUCAGGUUUUGCUUUGUUUACAGAUGAUCCCUCAGGCAAAGAUGUAGAACACUGUCUCCAAGGAAAUAUCAAG
This is a messenger RNA of Anolis sagrei ordinatus, 657 nucleotides long. Lineage: Eukaryota; Metazoa; Chordata; Lepidosauria; Squamata; Anolidae. The record is from RefSeq and is a predicted model, not a curated record.